AUGAUGUAAAACUAUCCUCCUGAAAUAUAAAGUCUUUUCCAAUCUUAAAAGCUUGAUUAGCAAAAGGUGCAAAUCCUUGACUAGGUUACAAAGCUGAUGGCAUGUGGUGAUAAUUAAAAGAUGCAGAUGGCUCAGCAAGUUUGGAAAGACCUUAAAGAGAACACUGAAUUUUGGGUCAAUGUAGAUAUUGUUUUAGAGACUUCUAGCGAUUAUCAAACUAAAAUUCUUACUUUAGUAUUGAUGGAAGAUACUAUCAAGUAAAAAUGGUAAGCUCUCCCUCAACAAACCCAAGAAAAUUUAAAGAACUACAUCUUAGCUUUUGUAUUUAGGUAAAGUCAAUAGCCUAAUCCCACUAGAGAUUCAUUAACACUAUUAAAUAAAUGCAACUCUAUAAUCAUUUAAAUUUUAAAAUUUGAAUGGAAUUCUACAUGGAAGAACUUUAUCCCUGAUAUCUGCUAAACCUCAAGAACAGACCCCAAUAUUUGCGAAAAUUCCCUCCACUUACUCAAGAUGUUGAGUGAAGAAAUCUUCGAUUAUUCUAAGAAUGAAAUGACCAGCUAACAAAUUAUUUAAUUGAAAUCUACUAUGAAUGAGUAAUUCUAACAUAUUUAUGAACUCUGUUAUUACAUUACUUCUAACUCAGCUCAAAACUUAAAUGCUGUCAAACCUAGUUUAAUAAAGGCUUGUCUUGAAACUUUCCAUGUUUAUCUUAGUUGGAUUCCUUUAGGUUUUAUUAUUGAUACUGAUAUGGCUGAUAUUUUCCUCUUCUUUGUAGUUUAAACAGAUUUUAAGGAAGUUGCCAUAAAAUGUUUAACUGAAAUUAUUCUAUUGAAACUAGAUAUUUGCCAAAAUACCAAUGAAGUUUUGAAAAUGAAGAACAAAAUCCUUGAUGUUUACUUUAAAUUUAUCACAAAAAUCUCUGAAUCAAUUCUUCCUUACAAUAUUAGCUUACAAAAUCAGAGAAAGACACUCCAAACUCAUAAUUAGUUUAGAUAAAUUGAUAAGUUUGAUAGCAUUUGUACUAGCAUUGUUAUAUUCUUGACAUCAUUUUUCUAAACUCAUUUGGAUUGGAUCGAAGAAUUGGCAAACGACUUCUAAAAUCCUGACAGAGUUAUGAUGGUAGAAAGCAUCGAUAGAGGUUUAUAAUACAUUGUUGGAAUUAACGAAAUCGAAGAUGAAAAUAUUUUUAAGACUUGCGUUGAUUUCUGGCAUUUCUUCACUAGUGAUUUCUAUAAAAAGACUAAUAAAUUAAAAAAUACUUAAAAUUAAAAUGGAGGUUAAAUCUCAAAUCAAUUCUUUAAUGUAAUGAGAUUGAAUCUCACUCCUGAGGCCAAUAAUGACGCUAUGACUAUUUAAAAGACUAUUUAUCCUAAGAUAAUGACCUAAGUCAGAACUAUUAUUAUUUCCAGAAUGGCUAAGCCCCAAGAAGUGCUUAUUGUUAUUGAAGAAGGUGUUCCCGUUAAAGAAGAAUUAGUUGAUACUGAAAAUAACUCGCUCUACGACCUUCUUAAGGAAAUCUUGAUCAAUCUUUCCAAGCUUGAUUGGUCAGAUAUGAGUAGAAUUCUCCUUAGUAAGCUCGAAAAGCAACUUGAUGGUAGUGAAUGGAGCUACGAUAAUUUGAAUAGUUUAUGUUGGGCUAUUGGUUCUAUUUCAGGCUCAGUUAAGAGCGAAGAAGAAAGAGCUCUUCUAAUUUAAGUUAUUAAGGGACUUCUCAAUUUGACUGACACAAGAAAGCAAAAAGAAAGCAAGGCCGUUGUUGCUUCUAAUAUUAUGUAUGUCGUUAGUUAAUAUCCUGUCUUUUUAAAAACUAAUUGGUCUUUCUUAAGAACCGUUGUUAAGAAGCUAUUCGAAUUCAUGGGAGAAACAUUCCCUGGUGUUAUGGAAAUGGCUGUAAAUACUUUCUUAACUGUUAGUUAAAAAUGUGCAGAAGAAUUUGUCAAAGCUUAACAAGAAAAGACUCAAGUUUCUAAAAAUCAAACAAAGAUGAAUGAAACAGAACCUUACAUUCAAACAUUAAUUAGAACUAUUGAUGAAAAGGCUGCAAUCCUUGAACCUCAAUACCGUCUCACUUUUUACGAAGCUAUUGGCUAUAUUAUUAAUGCUGAAUCUGAUAGCCAAAAGCAAUAAGUUUAUCUCGAAUCUUCUCUCCGUUCUCAAUUAGAAAAUUGGAAACAAAUUAUAUUCAAUGCUCAACAAAGUCCUGCCAUCCUCGAUAAAGAUGUUGCUAUUUAACAAAUAUCUUUGUUCUUAAAAAUAAAUGAAAGAAUUUGCUCCUCAGUUGGAUUCUGCUAUGUAUUUAUUUUAGGUCAAAUUAGCUUGGGAAUGAAUGAAAUAUAUAAAUUCUACAGCCAAAAUAUAAACUAACAAGUGCAAUAAGUUGGUAAGCAAGUUAUGAACUACUCUACUGUAAAGAAAUAAAGAACUAUUAGAAAGGAUAUAAUAAAGCUCUACAUAUGUUUCUUCAAGUGGUGCAGAAAAGACACUCCCUUAUUCCAACCCACAACUGUUGCUCAAAGUUUGAUUGAACCCUUGUAAUAAUUGCUUGUUGACUAUGUUAACUGCCUUGAAGACUGUAGAGAACCUGAACUUCUUACUCUCUAUCAAGUUAUUUUUGAAAACAUGGCCGAAUACAUACAACCCUUGAUCCCUGACACCCUCAAGGGUAUCUUCAUGGCAACUCUUGGUAUGAUCAGUAAAGACUUUAGUUCUUUCCCUGAUCACCGUAUUGCUUUCUUCAAACUCUUGAAGGCUGUAGUUUAAAAUGCAAUUGAAGCUUUGUUCAAUAUACCAAGUGACUCUUUUAAGACUAUGAUUGAUUGUAUUGUUUGGGCCUUCAAGCAUCAUAUUACUGAAAUUUCAGACAUUGGUUUAGAUGUCCUUAUUUACAUUAUGAAAUAAGUUAACACAAAUCAAGGAAUUGCUAAUUAAUUCUAUUAAAUUUACUACUUAAAUAUCUUGAAGGACAUUGUAGAAGUCCUUACUGAUGGCUUCCACAAAAGUGGUUUCAAAUAACAAUGUACAAUUUUCUAGAUGCUCAUCGGAAUAGUUAAAGCUCAAUUCUUGACAGUUCCCAUCAUAGAAGGAUAAACCAUCGAUAAUGCUACUUAUGUUUAUGAAUUUUUAACUAAUGCUCUUUCUAAUCACUUUAGUAAUGUUUCUCUCUAAAAAACCUAAUACCACAUAAAGAACUUAUUUGAUAAAUACGAAAAUCCUCAUGAUUUUAAGGUGGAACUUAGAGAUUAUUUGAUUAACUUAACUAUGUAUUCUAAUGAUAAUGAACACUUGUAUGAUAAAAAUGAAAUACAAUAAUUAUAAUAGCAAUAGAUACCUUAAUCACAAUGA
Tetrahymena thermophila SB210 is the source of this 3342-nucleotide messenger RNA. RefSeq lists its product as hypothetical. NCBI's taxonomy places the organism in Eukaryota, Ciliophora, Oligohymenophorea, Hymenostomatida, Tetrahymenidae. Gene Ontology annotation, biological process: ribosomal small subunit export from nucleus; protein export from nucleus; ribosomal large subunit export from nucleus. Gene Ontology annotation, molecular function: nuclear export signal receptor activity; small GTPase binding. The transcript is spliced from 16 exons. Gene Ontology annotation, cellular component: cytoplasm; nucleus. The record is from RefSeq and is a predicted model, not a curated record.